Aspergillus nomiae NRRL 13137 is the source of this 1257-nucleotide messenger RNA. RefSeq names its product NAD(P)/FAD-dependent oxidoreductase. NCBI's taxonomy places the organism in Eukaryota, Fungi, Ascomycota, Eurotiomycetes, Eurotiales, Aspergillaceae. Gene Ontology annotation, cellular component: cytoplasm. The coding region runs from base 1 to 1257 and encodes 418 amino acids. Gene Ontology annotation, molecular function: flavin adenine dinucleotide binding; electron-transferring-flavoprotein dehydrogenase activity. The record is from RefSeq and is a predicted model, not a curated record. The transcript has a single exon.
AUGGUGAUAGCAGAGUGUCGGAACAUUGUUGUUCUCGGUGGCUCCUACGCAGGCGUGUCUGCGGCCCAUUACCUUCUAAAACACGUGGUACCCAAGUUACCAGAUCCAGAAGGAUAUCAGGUCACUUUGAUUAGCGCAUCCUCACACGCCUUGUGCAGAUCUGCUUGCCCCCGUGCGCUGAUCUCGGACGAGCUUUUUGACCAGGAGAAGCUUUUCGUCGAAAUCUCCAAAGUAUUCGAGCAGUAUCAAGACGACCGAAUUCGCAACUUUCGCUUCAUCCACGGCACCGUAACACAACUAGAUCAUACCGACCGGAAUAUUACCGUGAAUUUGGCCGCCAAAGACACUAUAGACACGAUUGAUUUCCAUGCGCUUGUGAUCGCGACUGGUGCAUCAACGCCUUCUCCCCUUCUUGGUCUGAAUCGCGACGUCGGGGACUUACGGGCAAAUUGGACUUCGUUCCGUGAAGCCCUGCCAACAGCCAAGAGUAUCCUCAUCUCUGGUGGCGGUCCGGCCGGAGUCGAGACAGCUGGUGAGCUUGGGGAGCAUUUGAAUGGCCGCGCUUGGUGGUUUCGCUCCAAGUUGGUAAACCCUACGGUGCCGAUCACUGUCGUCACUUCUGGGCCUCAGAUCCUCCCACUCUUGCGCUCUAGCCUCGCCAGCCUGGCAGAGCAGUACCUUGCCCAAGUAGGCGUGACCGUCAUUAAAGGUGCGCGAGUCCAAAAUGUGGUAGCCAGUGCCGACAGCAAGGAUGCCUUGACCGCUAAGACGAUAGUGACCCUUGAGGAUGGGCAAACGCUUGGAGCCGACCUGUACAUUCCCGCAACUGGCACUCGAGCGAAUGCUGGUUUCAUUGACCGAUCUCUCCUGACACCUGAUGGCUGUGUUGACACCAAUCCCUCGACUCUACGGGUUGAUAAAGCCGGACCCCGUGUUUACGCGAUUGGUGAUGUUUCAUCAUGGGCACGACCAACUGUUCACUUCAUUAUUGAAGCUAUUCCAGUCCUCUGCGCGAAUAUGAAGCGCGACUUACUCCUUGCCGCUGGUGAGGAUGAGGGCUCGGUGGGUGAGGAUCGCUUGUUCAAGGAAGACACCCGCGAGACCCAAAUAGUCCCGAUCGGUAAGAGCAAAGGUGUCGGGGCGGCUAUGGGGUAUCGAUUGCCGAGUUUCCUGGUAUGGUUAAUGAAGGGGCGAGAUUACUGGUUGUGGACAACUGAGAAACUGUGGAAUGGGAGGCAGUGGAGUAAAGAGCUGUGA